Molecule: messenger RNA, 1576 nt
Organism: Ectocarpus sp. CCAP 1310/34
Lineage: Eukaryota; Phaeophyceae; Ectocarpales; Ectocarpaceae
Source: the annotation of a GenBank genome assembly
AUGGAAAUACCCGAUACAAUCCUUCCACCUCAGUGUCAGGCUAUCACGACAAGUUUCAGCCAAUUUGGGCUUCAAGAGGGGAAGUACGACUGGCCAGUGGGAGAUGACGAGCUAGUCCACGGGGUGAUUCGGUGGAUAGAGGCACGGGCGGAGGCUCACAAGACUCUCGCUGUGUGGAAGCAGUUCCUCCUCCCCGACUACCCUGCGUACAUCGCGUCCCGAACUGCCCUGCGUACGGGGAACUUCAGGCUGAGGCUUGAUGUCCUUCGCCGUAUCGCCCUUAUCUUUUACAUCACCGGCAAAGACAAGUACCAGUUCCUCGUGGUAGACCACCUGACGGAGACGUUGACGAAAAGGAUCUUUUCGAGCACCAAAGAAAAGCUGGCACCGAUUGCCCAGCUGCGCGAAGUCGCCAUCUUCGACUUCGAAUCGCAUUUCAUCGAGAAACCACGCACGGAAAGGGACCGCUGCAGAGGGUUGUCGGUGAAACGUGCUCCAGCAGUCAGGGCGGCGAUCGACUGCUUGAGGGAGAGCACGGCAUUCAAGGGCGAUGAUGGCAAAGACAAGGUCGUGGCAUUGGACGGGAGAGUCCUUCCGCCGGUCAAGUGGCAAGAGAUUCUCCACGACCACGAUAAGGCUACUGCGGAAUUUCGAGAGCGUGUCCUCUACUAUGUCUUCAAGAAAAACAAACUAAAGGGCGCGACCAAGCAGAAUUUUUUCUCCAUUCCGGCUAGGAACAGCACCAACAAGGCCACGAAGACUCAAGGAAGGUCGUCUGCCCUGAAGGAUUCCGUCGGCAAUGCCUACGCGGGGGGAAACGAGUGGAAGGCAUGGGCACUGAACUUGCUUGAUGCCGUCAGAGAAGGAGGGGGUGUGGUGACACAAGGCCAGAUGCUGGAAAUGGUGGGGUCCAUAGGCGCGGCCACGCCGUACAGCAUGGCCAACGCGACGGGAGGUGAGGAAGAGAGCGUGCGCAACAUAAACGAAGUAGUGGGUUAGUCCGACUAGACAGAUUAAGCACUGAAGGACGUUGUCAUCUCGAGCUUUUGCUCCCAGCCGAAUUUGACCCACUCUCAACACCCGGGUAUCUGAGUAUGUAUCAAUGUGUUCGCCCCCCCCCCACCCCCAUACACCCUGUUGGAUAUGUCUCAUUUUAACGCGAAAGGAGCCAAGCACGCCAAGAAGGCGGCAGGUCCGUUGAAAUGGGUCAGAGAGCACUGUUAGACCUCGAGAUUAGAAGUUUUUCAGGGCGAAAAACUGAACUUGGUCGCUAGCCGAAUACACUUUUCAAAAUAUUUUCCAAUCAAUCAAAACAGCAGGAUGAGCGGACACGUCACAAAAUUUUGCACAAGCCCGAGACUUCUUUGUCACCACAUGCACGAGCUGGGUACAGCUCACUCUCUGUGCAUUUCCGCCUGCCAGAAGUCCGGUCACGGCACCGCCGAAUGCUACACAUCCGCUCCUCUUCGUUUUCCAGCAUCCGCGCUUGCUUCUUCGCUUCUUCCUCUGCCGAUUUUUGCUUUGCGGCAAGCUUGCGCUUCACCGCAGCCGCCUGUUUCAGCUUGUUGACGUGAGC